AAAUUGGUGGAUAGUAAAAUAUAAAAUUUGGCAAUGUGAGCUAAUCCUUGUGUCAAAUUAUUUGUUAGCUCGCAGCAAGUAAUUUGUAGUUUUUCCGAAACUUCAAAGCCUGUUUUGCUAAAAAUUUAAUCGUAAAUUACUCAGAACAUAUUUCAUAUUUUAUUAUCGAAGAAGUUGAAAAUCCUAUAUCACUAUUUAACUUUUCUAAAUAUGGUUUUGGAAAUUUCUCAGGAAACUUUCGAUGCAGCUGUUAAGGAAAACAUUGAACUGCUAGGUUUAACGCAGGAGGAAGCCGUUGACGAAACCGUCAAGCAAUUUGAGGCCCAAGGUGUAGAUUUAAGUAAAAUAGUAAAAGAGACCCUGUCAGAUCAAGAAACCUGCGAAAUAACCCAAGCCAUUAAACAACUUCAACAGUUCCAUAAGUCAAGAGAUUCUCCCGAAGAUGUGAUUACAACUUUGAAUGUAAUAAAAAGUGAAUGUGAAAGAGGUAUCCAACACAAAGUUUUAGCUGGCAAAGCAGGUGCAUAUGGCAUACUUUUAGACACAUAUUCAAUAUUUACUGAGAAAAAUGUGAGGCUGGCCUGCUUAAGGGCCUUAGUAGCCCUUAUGACUAAGCAGCCAGAUCUUUUGGACCCCCGUGGUAUAGAUUUUAUAAUGUCAAACUUAAACAACAAUACUCUAGACUUGGAGUUGCAAAGGCUGACUUUGAAGUGGACCAAAGAGUGCUGUGUGAUGCACGAAGUCAAUAGACAAAAAAUUUUUGAUGCACAUAUACUGAAGAAUUUAAAAGAAUUUUUAAACGAAAAGUCGCCCGUGGAACUGAUAAGAGAGUGUUUAGGGGUGUGCAGAGCGCUAGUACUAGACGAUGAUGUAAGAGUAGAGUUUGGGCGAGCCCACGAACAUGCCAAGGUUAUUGCUGGUGAAACAUUGGAUUCUAUUGUUAAUUUAAUGAUUAGAUUUAAACGUGAUGAACAGAUAGUUUAUGACUUGGUGUUGACAUUGACGUCGUUGUUGGUAAGGACAGAGUUUUGCAAAAAGGUUGAGGAGUCGGGCGGUUUGGAUCUUCUCAAAUCAGUAAUGGAAACUUUUCAAGGGAAUGAAAAAGUGAUUAGGCAAUGUUUUAAAUUGAUUAAAGCACUAGCGGGGAACGACGAGGUUAAGUCUCGACUAAUACAGUCGGGCUAUGGGCCGGUCAUUUGUCAUGCGCUCCAUUCCAACGUUGUCAGUGCCGCGACUGCUACGGCCGGUUUGUCGUGUAUCGCUGCAUUGACACUGAGAAACCCCCACAAUAGCAAAGCUUUGUUCGAAGAGGGCGUGGCGGAGGUUAUUGUGGAGGUUAUGUCGGUGCACUCUGAUCAGAAGCAAGUCCAGAAAACAGCCAGCUGGGCUAUAAGGAACAUGGUGUCGAGGAGCCGAUACCAAACAAAGAAGUUCCUCGAUUUGGGAGUGGAAGAUAUCCUGCAAGAGGAUUUGAAAAAGUUUAGAGACAUUGAAUACGACAUUAAGGCAUCGCUCAGGGAUUUGGGAUGUAAAGUUCAGCUUAAAGAGGAAUGGACCGGAAAGGGGGGUGCAUUGACUAGCGGUGUGCUAAUGGAUGACUAGGAAUAUAUUUCUUAAUCAUUCUGUAACUUGCUUGAAGCUUUAAUAACCAUUUAUUACUCGAACUUACACAUUUUUUGUAUGAAAUUUUUAAUAAAGU
Molecule: messenger RNA, 1699 nt
Organism: Cylas formicarius (sweet potato weevil)
Lineage: Eukaryota; Metazoa; Arthropoda; Insecta; Coleoptera; Brentidae
Product: armadillo repeat-containing protein 6 homolog
Exons: 7
Coding region: 211-1602 (463 amino acids)
Biological process (GO): hematopoietic progenitor cell differentiation
Molecular function (GO): protein binding
Source: RefSeq, a predicted model, not a curated record